This is a messenger RNA of Lymnaea stagnalis (great pond snail), 5286 nucleotides long. NCBI's taxonomy places the organism in Eukaryota, Metazoa, Mollusca, Gastropoda, Lymnaeidae. The record is from the annotation of a GenBank genome assembly.
CCUAGAUUGGCAUUUAAAAUGGCGGCACCUUCAGUGUUUUUAGUAAUGGUGAGCGGUCAAAUUGAAUCGGCAGAGGUAUGUGUGCCUAUGUAUAUAAUUAUUUCUAAACAAAUAAUGUAACAUCAACUAUCACUCAUUAUUAUUUUCAUAUAAAAUUAUUAUAAGUUGCUUUAAAUAACUCAUAAAAGCGUGUAAAAUAACCGUCGUCAAGUGUAAACAUGUCGUCCAUGAUCUGAUUUGUAUUUUAUUAUUUUAUGAAUUACUAUAUUGUCACACUAUUAUUAGUAUUACUACUGAAGGCUAUGUCUACCGCCCAUACUGAAUACUGACAAGUGAACAUAUAAAUCAUCAUACUCAUACUGUGGAGGCCAUACCAUUGGGCAUACUGAACACCAUAUACCAGCCAACUAAUUUGUUAAUUAAGACAAUUAAGUUUAACACUGGUCCCUUAGUUUCUAUCAGUUAAAAUGAUUAAAAUAAGAUUAAGAAUAGGGAUACUGUCUCUGAGUGUACAUGAAAAUAAAUAUAAUAUAAAAUACGAUUUUACAGGAUAAGUAUAGACUGUAUGACUCAUGGCUACUGUAUGAUAAUUGAUGUUCCUUAUACUUAAAUGGAGCAUUCCUUAUUCUUGCUAAAAAAAUAAUUUUUCUUUUCAGUUCCCAGAAUUUGAUGAUAUUUACUGUAAAUACUGCUUUUCAUAUGGAUUAGAUUGGGCUAUCACAUCAGUAAGUAAUUCAUAAGAAGUUAAAACGUAAUAUAUACCCAGUCUAAUGGUCUCAGUGGUGAAUCCAUGUUGAAAAUUCACUAAUAUCCUAUGUAGGUGUUCACGCUGAGCAGGCAUGCUAUGGCUUCUGAUGCAGAACUUUUGUUUAUAUUUAUCAAUUUUACAUUUAUAUGCUCGCCCAAGAUGCAGAAACCUGCAACUGCAUAUAGCUCUUUAAAAGAAUAUUUUUCUUUUAAAUAUGAUUUUCAAGCACCCCUCAUGCAGGGGAAAUUAAAAUGUAAAAUUUAAAUAAAUCUUUAAUUAAUUCCAUAUAUUAAAACAAGAAAUUGUUUCUCUAAUCUUUUCUUGCCCACUUCAUUAAAAUCAAACCUGAUUUUUUUUCCCCCCACAAAUUUUAAUCUUCUAGCUGAUAAAUAUGCCCACCAUUGGAACUAAGAAUUAAAAUUUAUAAUGAUAAAAAAUGAUAAAAAUGACAGUAUUGUGUCUGUGCAUUGCCAGCCAAUGGAAAGCUGAGAACCCCAGUAACAAAUCUCAAGAGUGAACAUACCUUAAAGCUGACUGUUUUGGAAAAUGUUCCAGAGGGCAUAAGUGGGAUGGUCUGCUUAUGAGCCGGUCAUAAGAGUUUCUAAAUAUUUCUUUCCCUCAAGCUAAAUUAGAUAAUAAAAUUGUGUUUCUAGAUAAUUGAGGUCAUAGGCAUUCAAUUACAUGACUAGAAGAUUUAAAUAUUAAUAAAAUAAAGAUAUCAGACUUUGAUGGAACUACUAUUGUGUCAUUUUUAGCACAAGGAAAAUCUAAUUCUUAAGUCUAGUUAUUCUUUUGUAACAUUUCGCUCACCCUGGCAUAUUAUGGGGUCGGAUAAUUAGUGGAUUUUUAGCUUGUCUGUCUUUUCCUGUCCAAAAGUUUAAAUCCAAUUAUUAAUCAUUCUUCUUGUUUUACCAGGGCCUAGAAGAGAGUAUCACACAGAUAACAAAGAAGAGUCGAGACCAAUAUCAAAGAUUUGUCUGGAAUUUUCCCAUUGAUGCUACAUUUAAGAGUACUAGUCCUGCUGGAUGUGAGUUGGCUAUGGGGUCAUCCAUAAAUGACAUCACACUAUUUUAGUCUAUAUUCGUGUGCCCCCCCCCCCCCUUUUUUUUGUUUUUUUUGUUUUCUUCUUUCUUUUCCCCAAUUGUCUAAUUUUCCCAUUUAUGCUACAUUUAAGAGUUCUUGUCCUGCUGGAUGUGGGUUGGCUAUGGGGUCAUCCAUAAAUGACAUCAAACUAUUUUAGUUUUUAUUCGUGUGCCCCCCCCCCCCCUUUUUUUUGUUUUUUUUGUUUUCUUCUUUCUUUUCCCCAAUUGUCACCAACUUAAGACUACUUCAUAAAACAUGAUCAUAAAUUUAUGGAUGGCCCCUAUCAUUUUUUUUCGUUCUAAUUUUCCUUCCUGACUAAACUGAAUGCUGUUAUGAUAAUAUUGAUGAUGAUAUAUAUCUACAUGUGGGUCAGCAUCAUUAUCUCAGCACACAGAAUUGCUGACUUAAAAUGGAACCAUCAAAUUCCACUGGAAAUGAGCAAUAGAAAAAAAUAUCCAGAAAUUGAUCUUCAAAAAACAUACACAAAAAAACCCACCAAAAUGUAAAAAAAAUUCAUGUAAUCUUUCCUAUUAUAUCAGCUAUUCAUCCUAUACCUGUUGUCAUAGUUGUGAAAUUUGUCUCAGUCUCCCUGCUCUUUUUAUCUUUUGUGUGAGGAAAAGCUGAAUCGCAUUUUAGUGACCAAUAAUGCAAGAAGAAAAAAAAAAAGAAAGAAAUUUUAUUAACUUUUUUUUUUUAGUUAUCAACUUUUCAUAUUAUUAGCUCAAUUUUUAUUUUGUUAAUUUUGUUUCUUGUGUUCCUAUGACUUUUUGCAAAUAUCAUUCAUUCAUUUAAAAAUUCAUGAAGUAAUGAGAAGUUGAUGACUAUUUAUAAAUUUUUUGUGAAUGAUAUAAAAUUAGAACAGCUGUUUCUGGACAGGGCCGAAAUCUCAAAUCUUAAAUUUAGAGUGUUUUUUUAUCCAUAGGUCUCUGAUUCUUCAAUUCUUUAAUAAACUACAUUUCUCAUCCUUAGGGCCCCAGCUUGUAGUCUAUGCAUACGGUCUUGAUGUCUUUGGCACGGAUGUUGUGCGCGGUUAUGGUGUCUGCCAUGUUCCAAUCACACCAGGAAGGUUUGUGAUUCCAUAAACUUUAAGUGGCUGCAACAAUGCAUUUCAUUGCCUUAUAGAAAUCCCUUAGCAUGGUAACAAGGUGGUUGAAUAAUUUCAUGCUCAAACUUUUCAUCCCCAUAUUUCAGAAUGAUCUGAAUUGUUACUUUUUUGUUUUCACAUCUUCCAACGUUCAGCAUCACUUAAUCAACAAAUCAGCUCAACCCAAACUUAUAAUGACAGAUAGUUAAUAGUUGCUAUUUUGAGACUGUGUGGAUAUAUUGAGAGUAUCAUCAUUCGACUGUCAGAUACCGUCAAUACUUAUAUAGUACUUUGAUCUUUUGAGUUAAGAGGCCAUUUUUUAAAUGCCUGGGUGAGAUAUAAAACUCAAGUGCCCCGUGAACCUUACAGUUAAAAUGAAUUCAUUAUGAUAUGCUCUCCUUGUUAUUUUUCUUCCCAUUCAGGCACCGACUAAAAAUCCCCAUGUUUGUGCCGGAAUCGUCUUCCUUGUUCCAGAAAAUGACGGCCUGGUUUUUGGGCAGGCGGCCAGAGUACGUCAAUCCCAGAGUUGUGGCCCAAGGGGAGGGAAGAGAGGGUGAGAUAAUCCAUAUUGAAAAUUUUCAUUCAUCAGUCAUUUCUGUCAUAAGAAAUUCCUGUCCAUUCAAUGUUUAAUUUUUGUAAGUGAAUGGCUCCAUUAAAAUGGACUAGCAACUUGUAAAUUAAUAUUUACAUUAAUAAACCUUUACAUUGUAAUUUUAUGGUUCCAUGGGAAGUACACAACUUCAGUGUAUCUACCAUUUACAUGUACUUUCAAUCGCCAUGGUUUGCUGGGGCGUUUGUUGUUGUUGUUUUUGGUCGACAACUCUAAGCCAGCUUUCAAACAUUUCAGUGACGAGAGUUCGCAGCCAAGGUUUCGUCACAGUCUCAUUUAACGUGAUCAUGAAGGAUAUGAAAAAGUUGGGCUACGACGUCCAGCCCUCAGAUGUUCAAAACCCAACCAUCCCUGACAACGUCAACACAACCGUGGCAGCAAGUUAACAUUCCCGAACGCAAAGGUUUAUCCGUGUAAAUUUCAUCUUUACCAAACUCCAUAUCGACCAAUGUCUCUGCAAAGUGGCAUGCGUAAGAUAUUUUGCUGUAAGACUGCCAGAGAUAACAGGUUAAUAUUUAAAGAGAACUACUUCAGUGUAUUGAUACAUUUGAAAGGUUUUUAUGUUCAUCAGUGACUUUAAAAAUCAUGUUGAAAAUUUACUGUAGAGUUGGAUUGUUGUGUUUGUAAUAAACGACAUACAUAUGUUUUGUUAAGAAUAUAGUUGCUAGACAUUAAUUAAGACUAGACAAAUAGCCAUAAGUCACAUCAAUAAUUUCAUAUUCAAUUAUGUCAUAAUAUUGUUGUUUUUUUAUUCCGUCCAUUCAAUAUUAAAACUUUUAUAUAAUGUUAUGUUUAUUUGUCUUAAAAAUAUCUUUUACAUGUCAUCUCAUAAUCAUAGAUUUUAUGUGUCUGGACGAAUGUUUUUUUUCUUACAUAUGGGAGCAAAGUUGAUGAAUAAUUGAAAUUAAAAAAAAAUCUUCUAUUUGACUCAGCCCUGUACUACAUUACAUCCGUACUAUUGGACUCAGCCCUGUACUACAUUACAUCCCUACUAUUGGACUCAGCCCUAUACUACAUUACAUUCCUACUAUUGGACUCAGCCCUGUACUACAUUACAUCCCUACUAUUUGACUCAGCCUGUACUACAUUACAUCCCUUCUAUUGGACUCAGCCCUGUACUACAUUACAUCCCUACUAUUGGACUCAGCCCUGUACUACAUUACAUCCCUACUAUUUGACUCAGUCCUGUACUACAUUACAUCCCUACUAUUUGACUCAGUCAGCCCUGUACUACAUUACAUCCCUUCUAUUGGACUCAGCCCUGUACUACAUUACAUCCCUACUAUUGGACUCAACCCUGUACUACAUUACAUCCCUACCAUUGGACUCAGCCCUAUACUACAUUACAUCCCUUCUAUUGGACUCAACCCUAUACUACAUUACAUCCCUACUAUUGGACUCAGCCCUAUACUACAUUACAUCCCUACUAUUGGACUCAGCCCUGUACUACAUCCUUACAUUGUUGUAAGAUUGAGGGAAGUAGUGGGUUGUCUAAAUGUUCCAUGUUUAAAUCUUUGAGGGUGGCAUUUCUAUGUGUUUUUGUAAUCCAGCAUUCUUCGGCAUCAAAAACACGUACUUGCUUUUAUUUGUUUUUGAAAGAGAUUUAACUUAAACAGUCAAUCGUGCAUCAUGACAUUGUACUUGUGUGAGAUACUUUUAAUGGAUGCCGUUACUGUAGUUUCAGCAUGAUGUAUGAGAAUCAUUAGGGUGAAAAUGAUUAAUGAGGUCUGAAUUAUCUGUAAAUAAAAGAUUAUUUAUUUC